Molecule: messenger RNA, 2201 nt
Organism: Klebsormidium nitens
Lineage: Eukaryota; Viridiplantae; Streptophyta; Klebsormidiophyceae; Klebsormidiales; Klebsormidiaceae
Source: the annotation of a GenBank genome assembly
GCAAAAGGUUGAUAUGCCCUUCGUGAAUCUCAGCCUUCCUCCAGCCUUCCCCUCUUUCAAAUUCAAGAGAGAUAGCAGACGGCAAAAGGACGGGGGCCAGAUCCCUCUUGAGUCUUUCGCCUUCGUUUCCGAUGACAUGUUAGGAGUCUGCUGCCAGUUUAAGAAGGAGGCAUGCUGCCGUACAAAACCCUUUUGGUAGUCUUUCGCUAUAGUUGUCUUUCAGCAAACGGAGGUGGAUCUACCUUAUCAGGAAAAUCCUCUCGAAUAUUAACGUCCAACAGCUUGGGGGUUUCCUGCAGGAUUGUUUUGCAGCAUUAUGCAGUAGCUUCAAUGGUUGUUUCAGUCUGGUCGUUGGCCCUUCUGGGCAAAUCUCAAGAAGCAGCUUUCUGCAAGGCUUGAAAUUAGUCCUUAUCUGCUGGCUCUACUAUAUUGCCUGCAUGAGCUCUGAAAUUGGUCAGGAGCAACAGCUCCAGACAGGACAUGAAAGUUUCCAAAGCAGAGGAGAAGGGGACGGCGGCGCCGGGAGCCAUUUGAGCGGAGGGGAAGGGCAGGGACCUGCGCCAAACAACGUCAGCAGGGAAGAAACAAUCAAAGGCCCCUGGAGUGCAGCCGAAGACGAUCUCUUGCAUCGACUCGUCGAGCAUUUUGGACCAAGAAACUGGACGCUGAUAGCACGGGGGAUCCAGGGCCGCAGUGGCAAGAGCUGUCGGCUGCGGUGGUGCAACCAACUGAACCCGCAGGUUAAGCGCAAACCGUUCACGGAUGAGGAGGACGCCAAGAUCAUCGCAGCGCAUGCGGAGCACGGCAACAAGUGGGCGACCAUCGCACGUCUGCUUCCGGGCCGGACUGACAACGCCAUCAAGAACCACUGGAACAGCACGCUGUCCCGGCGCUUCCUGGACAUUGACGGACAGAUUGUGGACAUCUUCGGACGCAAGCGGUCGUACAGCGUUGAUGGGGACCUGGACGGGCAAGCUGGGGAUAGCGAGCAUAGCCAGUCGAGUGCACAGGAGCUGUUGGCGGAGAGUGCGAAGCGGGCAAGACUAGACCUGGGGCACUACACCACCGCCCAGCAACCCUUGCCCUCGGCCAGCACUCCGUUCUACCACCCCUCCCUGCACCAGCCCCCCUCCAGCCGACCAGAGACCUCCGAGGCGACGUUCCUGUCCUUAACCCUUCCCCCCCAGUCGCUGAGCCACCCUUCGAGCUCCACCAGCCGGUCCCCUCACUCACGACCAGUUUCAGUCGUCCCCAACCACUGCGGCCGGGGAUGUUGCCGAUCCGGCGUGGACGACCCGGGCCGGGGGGUGCGAGGACCUCUCCUCUCGCAGGAGAUGUUUGAAGAAGGGGAGGGAGACGAUCCGAAGCUUCCGGGCUUGCCAAUCGGCAGUGCGACUGGACCCUUAACUGGUGCGCCCCUUUCCGGCAGUGAUGUAGUGGGGGACCCUAGUGCCGUCUUUAGUUCCGUGAUCAGCACGGCGGUCGCGCAAGCGAUGCGACCGAUGCUGCAAGCGACCGGAGCUGGGGACGGGGACGAGCUUCCGACGGCCGUGACACCCUCGGAACUGCAAUCGAACCCGUUCAUGGCCCUGAUGAGGGACGCGGUCGCAAAAGCGGUGCAGGCGCAAUCGUUGCAGGCAGCAGACACAACGCAGAGAGUGGACAACGGGCCUAGCGGGCAGCUCUCACCUUCGUUGACGCAACAGUUGGUAGGGAGCUUCCUUCAGCAUUCGCAGCAGUGAUUGUGAUGUGUCCCUCCGUCCUGUUGCCACAGAGUCGCCUCAUUCCAAUAGCGAUCUCGCAGGUGGUCAUUUAGAUCCCAAGUGGUCUGUCUCUAGUCGGUCGGUCUGACUCAGCCGUCAAGUUGACAGUGAUCAAGUCCAUCUAUGUCAAUUCCUGAGGAGCAGAAGGUUUUUUCUGGUGUUAAUCUCUUCUCGAAGUUCAUAUUCUGCAGCAAUAACGCGAUAAUACUAUGAUAGACGUCUGCAGGCUGCCUUACUGGUCGGUGCAGCAAAAUUGAUCCUAAGUUGACCGCAAAUCGCCCGAUGGCAAAAACAUCGAUCUGUACCCCUCUGCCAUCCAUGAUCCACCGGAUCAUAUUAGCACCCUAUGUUUAGAACCGUUGCGGUAUGGCCAAAAGUCCCCGGGAAUUACAGUAGUCGGUACGGAUCAAUAGUUGUUGAGCAUGUACAUAAUAAUUG